CCCUUUACAUCGAUCUACUCAAUACACCUUCAACAGUACUAACCAUGACUACCUAUCUUAUGUUACUACUUCUGCUGGCUCUUUCAGUAGCGUCACUCAUAAAGCCCAGUUUUGCCACGUUUUUGAGCAUCAACUGUGGAGGAUCCAACUCUUUCGUCGAUGCAAAUUCAAUCCAAUGGACCGGAGACGCUGAUUAUGUCCAUAAUGGUGUGUCCCAAGUGGUCGAUGCCUACUACACCGCCGGCCCGGUAAUGGGCACCCUCAGAGUGUUUCCGACGUUGAAGAAAAACUGCUAUACCAUCAAUAAUUUGAACAAUGGGGACCGAGUUCUGGUGCGUGCAAGCUUCUUCUAUGGAAACUAUGAUGGAAAACACAUUUCUCCCACCUUUGACCUAAUGUUAGAUGGCAACAUGUGGGGAAAGGUGAACCUGUCGAUCUAUUCAGAAGAUACGAUCCUUUAUAGGGAGUAUGUUUAUGAUGUGAAUGGAAAUUCUACCUCCUUAUGCCUUGCUCAAACGCUGCCUGACCAGUUCCCCCUCAUAUCUGCCCUCGAGCUGCGCACCUUGGAUUCCAACAUGUACAGGCAUGCUGGUUCCAAUCAUGUUUUGAGUUUGGCAGCUAGAUUUGCUAUGGGUUCACUCGUAGAUUUGAGGUAUCCUGUUGAUCCAUAUGAUCGACUAUGGUUUUCUUGGGGGGGAGCUGGGGCACAAGAGGUGAUCGUCAACAAUACUGCUACUUCCAUUGUUCUCACCACCGCCGAAGAUCAUCCUCCAAACGCCGCCGUGCAAACUGCCAUCGAAGCUACAACCACCGGGUGGAGUCCUGCUCUGUAUACCAAUCUUCGAGGAGAAUACAGCGUCUAUAUAAACCUCUACUUCUCCGAAGUGAUUCCGUUAAACACAACACAGAAAAGAUCCAUUCAACUUUACAUGGACAACAAGCCUUUAUUAAACCCCAUUAUUCCACCUUUUGGAAGCGUAUUGGAGGUUUACCUUGCCAACAUUACUGCUUCUCCCAACAAUACCUUCACUCUUGUGGCUACUUCUGAUUCCACGCUUCCUACUCUCCUCAAUGCUUAUGAAGUUUUCAAAGUCACUGAUUACCUGCCUUACCGAACCAACAGCAAAGACGUGAUAGGUUUAGCGGCACUGCAAAAGGCGUUCGACGUAUUAAUAAAAUGGACCGGCGACCCAUGUCUUCCUUCACCGUACUGGUGGGAAUGGAUCGAAUGCACCAAUACUAGUAUCAUGCCUCGAGUAACAGCACUGAAACUCGGUGGCUUUGGUCUGUCCGGUUCACUUCCUGACUUCAGUACCAUGGAUGCUCUUCAAACAAUUGAAUUGCAGAAUAACAGCUUUGAUGGACCUAUUCCUGAAUUUUUUGGCUCCUUUCCAAAUCUAAAACUAUUGAACUUGGCAAACAAUAGAUUCAACGGAUCCAUCCCCAAGUCCAUAUCGAAGAAAAAGAAAUUGAAAUUAGUGGUAAAAGGCAAUUGUCUCGAUGGAAUUGUGUGUGCAUUAGCAGUUGAAACUCCACCGCCAAUGAUGAUGACUCCACCGCCAAUGAUGAUGACUCCACCGCAACCGAACGCCCCUUCGCUGCCGCCAACAUCUGGGACUGCACCACCACCAGAUCUAUCAAACACCCCACCACCACCGAACCGAGCUUUAACGCCCUCUCCCAAUGGUAGCAAGAAGAUUGUUGAGGAGCUCCCAAUCAUACUGGAAGCCACAAUUCAAAUAUUCCUACUAUCUUUGCUCUUCACCUACGUUUAGGAGUUUUGGCACAUGCAUGGGAGCACAAAGUACGGACGGGGGUUUGUUUUUGUUUUAAGACUGGUUGUGUUGUCUUUGGUCUCUACAUUUUUUGGUGUUCGAGUGGUUGCGAUGCGACUCAUUUCCAAUUGUGUUUAGAAUUGGUGUUUAGAUUUUCCAUGUAUAAGUGUAUCCAUGCAUAAAUUGUGAUUUUUUUCUGAGUAUUUUUUUGGAUGAAUGAGAAUAGAAUAAAUAAACAGGACAAAAUAUACAUGCA
This is a messenger RNA of Alnus glutinosa, 2031 nucleotides long. RefSeq names its product probable LRR receptor-like serine/threonine-protein kinase At5g59680. The record is from RefSeq and is a predicted model, not a curated record. Lineage: Eukaryota; Viridiplantae; Streptophyta; Magnoliopsida; Fagales; Betulaceae. Gene Ontology annotation, molecular function: protein binding. The transcript has 7 exons. The coding region runs from base 45 to 1775 and encodes 576 amino acids.